Messenger RNA from Coregonus clupeaformis (lake whitefish), 3544 nucleotides. RefSeq names its product inosine-5'-monophosphate dehydrogenase 1b-like. The coding region runs from base 676 to 2568 and encodes 630 amino acids. The record is from RefSeq and is a predicted model, not a curated record. NCBI's taxonomy places the organism in Eukaryota, Metazoa, Chordata, Actinopteri, Salmoniformes, Salmonidae. The transcript has 15 exons. Gene Ontology annotation, biological process: GTP biosynthetic process. Gene Ontology annotation, molecular function: IMP dehydrogenase activity. Gene Ontology annotation, cellular component: cytoplasm.
CUUUCUUUCUUUCUAUCCAUCUCUCCCUCCCUCUAUUAGUCUGGGCCUUUUCUCUUUCUCUGCCGUCUCACUCCUCCCAUUCCCACCACAAUCUCCCUUCAGGUCAGGGGGUAUUAGUUCUCUCACAGGGACAAGGGGAACGUUGGGACGGCAACGACUCCACGACGACAAGCCUCUCCAGCAUCAUUUCCACAACAACGCCCUCUCAGCAGGAGCAUUACCACGGCGACACCCUCUCCUGACACGCCUAGCGGACGCUGUGGGUUGGUUAGCAGGUGCAUCCUGCGCAGAGACGGGGAGGGAAGGAGGAACAUAACUAUCUUCUUUCUGUCUCUCUCUCAUAUCUCUAUCGUAUUUUUGUAUCUGAGCUGGGAUUCGACAACAAAGUUGAUGGUCAAGUCAACACUGGAGCUAUGAGACCAGGAUAAGAAUGUGUUGAACCAGAGAACGUGUUGUGUCUCUCACAAGUAGCUCUGUUUACAAACUUAGGUUGUCAGCUAGCUUGACUCAUCUGGUUGGUUGGCUGAGAGCGUUCAAAUUCUUUCCGUUCUGUGGGAAUCAUUUUGAGCUGGUUGGCCGGUCCGGGGACUUGAGUCCACUUGAGGGACAUCACCGACAGAAGGGUCAGAGGGCGACGGUGAGGUCACCGACCAGAGUGAGAGACUGGAGCAAGAAAUGUUGGCAAUUGGACCCAACAUGGAGGGGUACGGCUACGAACACUUUGGGGUGGAUGCAGAGCGGGACAGCCACCAGAUGGACUACCGGAGGAUCGUAGGGGACACUGAGCUACCCCGGCCCAGCUCCAACCCCAACUCCUCACCCCAAGACGGGGAUCACCUCUUCCGCCUCAGCCCCCACGGGCACGGGCAUGGGCAUGGGCAUGAGACGGCCGCCCAGCGAUACAGCGCCACCCGCAUCCAGGCUGGCUUUGGCCCUGAGACCAUGGCUGAUUACCUGAUCAGUGGUGGUACUGGCUACGUCCCAGAAGAUGGACUCUCCGCACAACAGCUUUUCUCCGUCGGAGACGGUCUCACUUACAAAUCUGCUCAACAACAGUCUGUUGUCGCCGACGGUCAAACGGCAGAAGAGCUAUGCUCUAAAGGCGACGGGUUGACUUACAACGACUUCCUGAUUCUGCCGGGCUUCAUUGAUUUUACCUCAGACGAAGUGGACCUGACCUCUGCCCUGACCAGGAAGAUCACCCUGAAGACGCCUCUCAUCUCCUCCCCCAUGGACACAGUCACAGAGUCAUCGAUGGCCAUCGCCAUGGCGCUCAUGGGAGGCAUCGGCCUCAUCCACCACAACUGCACUCCUGAAUUCCAAGCCAACGAGGUCCGCAAGGUUAAGAGGUUUGAGCAGGGCUUUAUCACAGACCCUCUUGUGAUGAGCCCGCGUCACACAGUGGGGGACGUGUUCGAGGCCAAGACACGCCACGGCUUCUCUGGCAUCCCCGUCACCGAGACUGGCAAGAUGGGCAGCAAGCUGGUGGGCAUCGUCACCUCCAGAGACAUCGACUUCCUCUCCGAGAAGGACCACAGCCGACCGCUGGAGGAGGCCAUGACUAAGAGGGAGGAGCUAGUGGUGGCCCCAGCCGGUGUCACCCUGAAAGAGGCUAACGACAUUCUACAGCGAAGCAAGAAAGGCAAGCUGCCCAUCGUGAACGACAGUGAUGAGCUGGUGGCCAUCAUCGCCAGAACAGACCUGAAGAAGAACAGGGAUUACCCCCUGGCCUCUAAAGACUCUCGCAAACAGCUGCUGUGCGGAGCCGCCAUUGGCACCAGGGACGACGACAAGUACAGACUGGACCUGCUGAUGCAGGCUGGGGUCGACGUGGUCGUACUGGAUUCCUCACAGGGCAACUCUGUGUAUCAGGUCAACAUGAUCAACUACAUCAAACAGAAGUACAGCGAGCUGCAGGUGGUGGGAGGGAACGUGGUGACGGCGGCUCAGGCCAAGAACCUGAUCGAUGCAGGAGUGGAUGCUCUGAGAGUGGGCAUGGGCUGUGGCUCCAUCUGCAUCACCCAGGAAGUGAUGGCGUGCGGGCGGCCUCAGGGCACUUCGGUGUAUAAGGUGGCAGAGUAUGCUAGACGUUUCGGUGUGCCAGUCAUCGCCGACGGGGGCAUUCAGACCGUGGGCCACGUGGUCAAGGCUCUCUCACUCGGGGCAUCGACAGUGAUGAUGGGCUCAUUGCUAGCGGCGACCACGGAGACUCCGGGGGAGUACUUCUUCUCGGACGGCGUGCGGCUGAAGAAGUACCGUGGCAUGGGUUCUCUGGACGCCAUGGAGAAGAGCACCAGCAGCCAGAAACGCUACUUCAGUGAAGGGGACAAGGUGAAGGUGGCUCAGGGUGUGUCCGGCUCCAUCCAGGACAAGGGCUCCAUCCAUAAGUUUAUCCCCUACCUGAUCGCUGGCAUCCAACAUGGCUGCCAGGACAUUGGUGCCAAGAGUCUCACUGUUCUACGCUCCAUGAUGUACUCUGGAGAGCUGAAGUUUGAGAAGAGGACCACGUCCGCUCAGGUGGAAGGAGGAGUCCAUGGGCUUCACUCUUACGAGAAACGACUUUACUGAUGGAGGGGCCAGAAAGAAGCGGACUAGGGCCGCCCCCGACGUCCCCACCCCCGUUGUGACCAAACAUAACCGCCACAUCUGACACCCACCUCAUCACUCUCCCUGCCGAAACCCCACACACCCCACGGGAGAGGUCUGGGGGUGAACACCUGCAAAACAAACACAAUCACCUGGGAAACAUGGGAUUUUGCACUUACGAAGCGGAACAUCAGGGUUUUCACCAUAACCCCCUCCACCCAGAAUACCGGGCCCCUUGGUGUGUGUGUUUGUGAGCUUGUUGAAGGAAGUAUAUGAAUGUCUGUGUGUGUAAGAGAGUGUGUGUGCAUGGGUGGGGACAAACUCAGUGAAGAAGGCGAUGUUGUGCUACCCUCUCCUCUUCCUGGUGAAACUGAGAUAGCCAUGCUGACACCCCUUUCUAUUCUCUGGGAUCUGCUCUUACCUGCAGCCUCAAACAUCCAAAUCAAACUAUAUGUGGAAAUAACACUUGUCUUGCUACUAUGUGUGCAAGUGUAUUGUGGCAAUCCUCCUUUAUCUAUGUAGUUAGUUCUGUUUAAGCAUAAAGAUGUUAACUGCUUUGAGAAAAGUAUAUUGUUCUGUUAAAUUUUUGACUGUGAUUCAACCGACAGACUCAUUGGCUGGGACUAUAGACUAGGUGACGUUCCCUCGCUGUAGUGGCCAUAUCAUACCCCCUUAGUCGACGUGAACCAAUAAACUAGAGCCCCUCACAAUGCUUCUAGUGUGUUGAGAGCACGGUUGGGACCAAAAGCUGGACAUCGGCCAUAGAUCAAGGAACGUUUUUAAAACCACAGUGUCGGUCAACGAUAGGUAAUACAAUAAUAUUUUAGACUGGAAUGAAACGAGUUUAGAGAGAAUUGUUUGAUUAAAAGCUGUAGAGCAGGAUUCCCCAACUGGCGGCCCAGUGGUUUUAUUUGGCCCCCUAAUUUAAAAUGAAUAAAUAAUAGUAAUAAUUUUUCAU